CCAAAUUGUGCCGCUCAUUUCAGCUGUUUUGUUUUUUAUAUUCGGAUGGUUUUACUUUAAUUUUAUUUAUUAAGUUAUAAAGUAGUUUUACGUGUUGAAAAAAGAAUUAACAGAUGCAUAAUCUGAGUCACUAAGUUUCUCUUAGACGGUAUUUUGCAAGUCGGGUGCCGAGAGCAUCUACAAAAAUGACUGAAAUUUUACCUUUUAAAGAAUCUGAAACACAAUCUCUAACAGAACAGAAUAAUGUACUAAUGAGCCCGAGAAAUUCAGCUGAACGCGUUCAUAACGAAAGUGAUGAUAAUUGUAAUGACCAUAACAAUUCUUUUAAAGACGGACUACGAAAUCAUAAUAAUAGAUUAUCUGAUAGUGAAAGCGAUUUAGAAAUAACAAAUACUGACAGAAUCAGGGCAUUUCAACCCACAUCAAAUGCAAGCAGUGAUAGUGAUGACUAUUCAAACAUAAUAAGAAAACGAUCAUCAAAUUUACAUAAAAAAAUACUAAAUAGUGAUGUGUCUGAAUCAGAUUUGGAACAAAGUCAAGAAAAAGAAAAUCUGUUAAAUAUUGAUAAAGGAAGUCUUCAAAAAAGAACUGUGAAGAAAAGAAACAAGUUGAGAGAAAAAAUUCAAAAUCUACUUAACUCUAAGGAAACUAUAAAUGCAUCUAAAACAGAUCAAAAUGAACUUUUCCACCAAAAUCAAACAAGUUCAAGUGAUGAUGAAAUGGCAUCUAUCAAUAUAAUAAAACAGAAAAUAAAGGAGCGAUCAAAUACUUUGAAGAUGUCUAUAUGUGACCCUGACAGUUCUGAAGAUGAGAGCAAUCAUUUAAAACAUGUUCAAGAGCCAAGGAAAAAGCAAAAGCGUUCAAUACUUACAUCACCAAAACCACAGAGGAUAUCUGCAAAGCAAGCAAUGGAAAACAUGCAUAAGAUCAAAAGUGAAUCUAACCGCAUGCUUAGAGAAAAAGAAGUUUCUUUACCUUAUCACAGACCAAAGGCACUAAGUUUGAAAGACAUCAUGAGCAGAAGGAAACCUGCUGUGUCAUCUGAUGGUAAAAUUCUCCCGAUCAAAAUGAAUGAAGAACAGUUAAAGCAGUUUGCGUUACAAUUAGAACAAAGACAAAAAGAAAUGAUAGAGUUAUGUAAGAGUGAUACAGAAGAUGAAGAAGAUAAUGAGGCUUCAGAGCAAAUACAGUGUAUGAGCGAUUCUAAUACUGCAUCAGAUCAAAUACUAACUAAAAUAGAUGAUACAGUAUGUGAACCUGAACCUUUAGCUAAAUGUAAUGUUUCUAUGAAAAUGUUAAACAGCGAUGUAGAUUCCAAUAUAAGCAAUGACACAACAAAAGUUGAUAAUGGUAGUAGGCAUGUAGAAAAGUCAAAUGAGGUCAGUAACAUUUCUAACAAUAAUUUCGAGGUGUCUGAAGAUGUCCAUGAUAAAUCGAAAGAUGUAUCUACAGAAAUAGAACUUGUAUAUAAUGAUUCUCUUGAAAAACCUAAUGAGGUAGCAGAUGAUUUAACAUCCGAAAAAAAAAAUUGUGAAUUUAACGCACCUGUCACUACUUUGACUAAGCAAAAUAAAAGUGAUGAAGCAAAUAGUUGUGAUUCAAACAACCAAACUACUACGAAUAUUUUAGAUAUGAGUGAAAGUAAAGAAACUAAUCAAGCAAGUGCUGAAAAUUUGACUGAAAAAGAUAGCCAAGGAAGUGCUGAAAAUUUGCCAGAAAAAGAUAGCCAAUUAAUAUCAUUGCUAUAUGAUACAGAGGAAAAUGAUUCCAAAACACUGGCUGAUUUUAAUAAUAUUAGUAAUGAAAUCCCCAAAGAAGAAGUAACAGAUACAGACGGAAAGCGAGUUGAUGACGACCAAUUUCCAGAUGAUGAUUUGGAUGGUGUGAAUAUAGAUGAUAUUGACAAUAUUAUUGAAAAUGAAGAAAUGAUAAGAAAUGAUGUACCUAAUAAAAAAUACAACUCCCCAGCACUUGUUAAACAAGACACAAAUUCUUUGAAAUUGAAACCUAAGUUAAUGGGAGCUCCUGGAAUGUUAAUAGAUUUAGAUGGUAGUGAUGCCACCGUGCCGAAAAAGUUGACUGGUGUCGAGUUGUUGAAAGAGAGAUUUUGUUUUUUUGCCAAAUUGAAAACCCCAGAAGAACUUGAAAGAGAAAGAGAGAGAAGGCAAAAACCUGGAACUCAACACAUUAAAUUAAAGCAAGAACUAGAAGAGAAGAUAGCAACGCAACGAUCUCUGGAGUGGACGAAGCGCCUUGAAAAUGAGAAACAGCAGCAAAAAGAAUUAAAUGCUAUGAUGGGUGAAGCAUCAGAUGUUGAAAACGAAGAAGAUGAUAUUGAUAAAAUAGAAGCAAAAUUACGGGAAAAUGAAGCUGAAAGUAAAAGAUCUUCUGACAGUGAAGAAGAAGAAGAAGAAGUUAUUGAAGACGAUGUAUUGAUUGAAGAUAAACCAAGAAAGAAGAAUCAUUUAGUUGCUGAUGAAGCCGAAGAAUCUGAUAUGGAUGAUGGUGUUCAAAGUAACAUUGACGAAGAUGAAAACCAGUUUGACGCAGAAGACGAUAAUGCUGCCGAAAAUGAUGAACAGAAUGACGUUCAAAGUGAAGAAGAUUCUAGUGAAAAUGAAGAAUCUUCAGAAUCAGAAGAUGAUCAAGAAAUGAAACCAAAAAAAAGUAGAAUAUUGAAGGCUUUUGAAGAUUCAGAUGAUGACGAAUCAGAUAAAAAAAUUAGUAUAAUAAGAACAGUCACACUAGAAAGGGAUGAACUUCAUUCCAACAAGAAAGACUCAACAUCUCCUUUGAUAAGUCAGAUCGGUAAAACGCGGGCGUCAGAAGACAUUAGCAAAUCGGAAAUUAAUACGAUACAAACCAGUGAUAAUAUUACGGAAUCACAAGAUGAAGAUCUCCAGUUAGCUCAAGUUCCUAAAACGAAUUCUGAAGAAAUAUUUACUAGUCAAGAAAGUAUAUCUAAUAAACCUAUCAAUUCAGUCAGUGACUGUAAUGAUGUUGACUUGGGAUCCCAGACAUUUUCUAUUGUAAAUCCUAGUAGUGUUUUAAAAACUAAUUCAGAAAUUAAUGUAAAUAGUCAAGAAAAGACAAGUAUUUUAUCUGAAACUCAGCCAGUUGAUGAUAACUUAGACAUUGUAGCAGGCUUGUGUUCGGGGAGCUUAUCUCAAAAUUACAUAGAAUUUAAACCACCUUCAACACAAUCGCAGAACUUAGAGUCGCAACCGCUAGGGGAUGAUAUUUUAGACAUGUGCACUGGAAAAUUUUACGAUAAUCAAUUGGUUACACAAACUGAUGAUAAUGUCGAUUGUACAAGUCUUGACAUAACCCCCGAUUCCACAGUAGGACCUGUGGAAGGCGAAAAAAAAUGUGAAACAAUCAAAAAGGCUGAUGACGUACUGAAAUCUGUUCUUGAUGAAUUAAAUGAAUCGGAAAUUGAAUAUUCUAAACCCAUGAAAUUUUUCUGUGAUGGUAAGAAUAAAAAUGAAGGCAAUGAACAUAGUGUAAAUAAUAGUCAAAUGAAAAAGAAAUUUGUCAUAGAUUCUGAUGAUGACAUUACGGAUGAACCUGAAAAAAGUAAAAGUAAGAAAAAGAAAAUAAUUAAAAAGAAAAAACCUGAACAACGUGCUUUGCAGAUUUCAGAUGAUGAAAAUGAAGAUUAUAGUGAACAAGAAAAUGAUUACAUGUCGGACAAUGAAGACCUACAAAAUAAUGAUGAAGAAAGAUUGGUAGAAUAUGAUUCGGAAGAGAACGAGAUCGAAGUGAAACAACGGCCGCAGAAGAAAAAGCGCAAGGCGGCAGAGUUCUUCGAGCAAGAAGCGGAGUUGACGUCGGAGGACGAGUGGUGUGGUUCCGGGGACGAGGACGAGGCUGGCCUCGAUCGCAUGGAGAGGGAGGCCGGCGACGACGACGCCUUCCACCAGGGACGGCUGCAGGCCGAGCUGGGGCAAAUACACGCGCGAGACAUUCUAGAUCAAGACAAGCGCGAAGUGAGGUUGAUUCAAGAGCUGUUAUUCGAAGAUGGCGAUUUGGGUGGUGGCGGUCGGCAGCGGAAAUUCAGGUGGAGAACAGAAGACGGAGAGGAUGUCACUGGCACAAUACCAAACGAUUUGAUGGAUACACAGGAAGAAGAAUUCGAGUCUGAAGAGCAGUGGAGGAAGCAGAGGCACGAGAGGGAAGUGUUCCUGAGGCAAUUGAAAAAUGAAGACAAAUCUGAAGACGUUCUAAACAUCAGCGUGAAUCGAACGACUAUAAUAAAAGCGAACCUAUUAUCCAGAACUAUGUCUAGCAUUUUAGAAGAUCAGAAACCCGAUUCUGAAAUGCCCGAAAACACCACGGUUUCCGAUAAAAAGAUUGUAAAGGAUAUACCGAGCCCUAAGAAGCCAUUCCCAGUUUUUAAGCAAAACUACCACGGAUCUCUGUUGACGCGAGGUCGCGGGGCUUUGGCUAGGCUAGCAGCUUUAGCGACCCCCUUAGCAGUCGAUGUCGACGCACCCAAAAUUGGACUGAUCGCGACUUCUAGCAAGAGGAACUUCGUGUUUGCCGCUAUCACCCCAGAGGAUAAAGAGCUCAAGGUUACCAAAAGGAAAGCCGAUGUCGAUGUCGGGACCCCUAGACUCGUCAAGAAAAUGAGAAAAGAAGAAAAAAAGCAGCCAAAAAACAGUCUUCUUGAUCAUUUGAUGACGUGAAGCUGCAAUUUUUACAUUUGACACCAUAUGUAUUGUCAUUGCAAAUGUAGAUUAAAUUAUUAUUACAUAAUAUUGUUUAUAAGCUGUUGACCUUUAGAUGUAAUUAGUAUUAUUUUACAAUAAAAAAAGAAAUUUCCUAUUAAAGUUGUUCUUUCUUUUCAAUGAUAGCAUUGUUAUAAACGGAUAUUGAUAGCUGUUUUUACUACUCUAUUCAAACAAAUAGAGUAGGUACCUUGUAAAUAAAAGGCUGCUUAACAGACAUAACUUCAACAGUAUAAUGUCGUACGAUGUUUUACAAUGGGGAAAAUUUGCCAAAUACAUUCAGAUUAUUUUUGAGUUACAGGAGAGGCGCUUCAUUUUUAGUUUAUUCUUUUUGUCAAUUUAUUAUAUGUAAUGAUUUGGUAAGGAAUCUCCAAGUUUAAAGAAAAUGACAAAAUUGACAUAAUGAUGGCCGCAAAAUAAAAAGUUAAGAAACUUACUACCUACCUAUAGGACAAUAGCGAAAUAUUUGUUGAAGUAAAUCUUUAGCGUCUAUAGAUGUCAUUACCAGAAAUGUUAAUAAAAUAAUCUCAAAAGAUUUAUUAAACAAUUCAGGAGGGUUGUCUAAGUCUGGAAUUAAAAACUUGAAAAAGGGAAACACAAUUGACUAUUUAUUUUUUAUUUUUAUUGGGGCUUGGCAUCAUGGCUUUUGCCAUUUAUUUUAAGUGAUUUUAGUGAUGAAAUCAACUUUAAAUAUGUUAUUCGUAUGUUUUGCAUCGCUUUACGCUUAAACUGUAUUUAAUUAUCUAUCAAAAAUAUCGGGAAACAUUAUUUUUCAAUAUUAUAUUGAAACCAUAAUAAAUAAUCUCCACAAUACAAAAUGAGUAUGGCUACAAUUCUAACGAAAGGGUACGGGUGCGGCCAG
This is a messenger RNA of Chilo suppressalis (striped riceborer), 5592 nucleotides long. The record is from the annotation of a GenBank genome assembly. Lineage: Eukaryota; Metazoa; Arthropoda; Insecta; Lepidoptera; Crambidae.